GAGAGCAGGUCUGACGUUUAAACUGUUGCACAGACUCUCUGCUGUCAGUGCACCGCGGAGCUUUGUGUGAAGGACUACUUUGAUAUCUGUAUGUUUGGAAAAAUGAAGCGGAGCCACAAUUACAGCUCGUCGGACAGCGACCUGGACGACAAUAUUGAGGUGGAGAAGGAUAGUGGCGACGAAAAUGGUCAACUUGAUUCUCACGGCUCGAUGUCACCCUCCACAACCACCCAAGUUCAAGCCAGAAAAAGGCGCAGAGGGAUUAUUGAGAAACGGAGACGAGAUCGAAUCAAUAAUAGCCUUUCAGAGUUGAGAAGACUGGUGCCAAGUGCUUUUGAGAAACAGGGAUCUGCUAAAUUGGAAAAAGCUGAGAUUUUGCAAAUGACGGUGGACCAUUUGAAGAUGCUCCAUGCAUCUGGUGGCAAAGGCUACUUUGAGGCUCAUGCUCUUGCUAAGGAUUACCGCAGCCUGGGCUUCAGGGAGUGCCUGGCGGAGACGGCUCGCUACCUGAGCAUCAUCGAGGGUCGGGACAGUUCAGACCCCCUCCGUAUACGUUUGGUGACACAUCUCAGCAACUACGCCUCUCAGAGGGAGGUGCACACUGGACUGGAACACUUAGCCUGGGGGUCUGCCUACGGGUCUGCCCCUGCCCAUCUCGCCCACCCCCUCCUCCUGCAGCACCCCCAGGGCAGGACACCUGCAUCCAGAAGCAACAGUAGCCCAUCCUCUUCCUCCUCCUCUUCCUCUACAUCUUCAUCCCCUUCCACUGAGGCAUCUGGGACAUCCAGACUUAGUGUCAUGCCCCCCACAGAGACCCUCAGGGUGCCUCCCAAUGGCUCGCUGGCCCUCAGUCUGUCUGUGCCAACAUCCAAGCUUUCGACACCGCUCCUUUCAUCCCUCUCUUCGCUGUCGGCCUUCCCCCUCUCCUUCGGUGCUUUGCCUCUGGUGUCCCCGACAGCCCUCAGCGCCGUGAGCCCCUCCUCCACCCUGUCGAAGCCUUACAGGCCGUGGGGCACGGAGAUCGGGGCCUUCUGAAGCUAAGAACUGGACUGAAGGCAACAGCUGAGCUGUGCCCACCACCACAGACUAGGCAGGACAACCUGCCUCGGUUUCUAUAGCAAUAAAACACAGGGGGACAUUAAACUGAUUUUAUUUUAUUAUGUAUAAAUAAAAAGUGGAAGAGGUUGCUCUCAGUCAUUAUUCUAAAGACAACAUUUCCAAAUAAUGUUAUGUUAUUCAUUGACUAAUUUAGUGAACAUGCACUGUCUCCAGUCUGAGGACGGAUAUGAUAUGACGCAUGGGCCAUGAAUAGAUUUACUGUAAGCACAAAUGUAGAGGUGUAACUUUACAGACCAUACUGAAACUUCUACAUUUGUCGAGCCCGGAUGUCUGUAUUUAACAUAAUGUAGAGUUACUUAAUUCAGUCUGCUUCUUUAGUGGUAUGAGAACUUGUGUAAAUGAAUGUUAUAUAUGUGCCAUUGUUGGAAAACUAACCACUUGAGAACUGGAAACUCGCAUUGUUGUAUCUAUUUGUAAUAUUUUUGUACCAAUAAAUUGAGUUAAAAGUAUGAAACAUGGAUUGAAACCAAA
This is a messenger RNA of Centropristis striata (black sea bass), 1590 nucleotides long. RefSeq names its product hairy/enhancer-of-split related with YRPW motif protein 1-like. The record is from RefSeq and is a predicted model, not a curated record. Gene Ontology annotation, cellular component: nucleus. The transcript is spliced from 5 exons. Lineage: Eukaryota; Metazoa; Chordata; Actinopteri; Perciformes; Serranidae. Gene Ontology annotation, biological process: anterior/posterior pattern specification; regulation of neurogenesis; circulatory system development. Gene Ontology annotation, molecular function: RNA polymerase II cis-regulatory region sequence-specific DNA binding; protein dimerization activity; DNA-binding transcription factor activity, RNA polymerase II-specific. The coding region runs from base 91 to 1035 and encodes 314 amino acids.